This is a messenger RNA of Trematomus bernacchii (emerald rockcod), 3902 nucleotides long. Its product is annotated as E3 ubiquitin-protein ligase MARCHF6. The transcript has 25 exons. NCBI's taxonomy places the organism in Eukaryota, Metazoa, Chordata, Actinopteri, Perciformes, Nototheniidae. Gene Ontology annotation, molecular function: zinc ion binding. The record is from RefSeq and is a predicted model, not a curated record. Gene Ontology annotation, cellular component: endoplasmic reticulum membrane. Bases 332 to 3169 code for a protein of 945 amino acids.
GUGACAGGAGACGUGACGUUAGCGCGUGCGUUAGCCAGCUCAGCUAGCCGUUUAAAAAACUGUCAGUUGAGCGGAGGAUGUAACGCUUAUUUUAUACAAUAAAUACAAAUACACCGUUAAGAUACCAGCGUUAGUUUAGCAGACACCGACUGGAUGGGAAGGGAGACACAGGAGGAAAUCCCUGGUGUUAAGUCUGUGGGGAAACCAUUUUAUUUGUCAAUGAAUCCGUCACAUUCUCUCGUCUUGUUAGCUUGAUCAAGCUACGCGCUAGCUCUGUGUCGUGGAUGGGUUCUCCUCACAAGUUACUCCUGGAAGAAACCUAGCGAACAUCAUGGACACUGCAGAAGAAGCGGAUAUUUGUCGCGUGUGCCGCUCUGAGGGGACCCCCGACAAACCCCUCUACCACCCUUGUGUCUGCACUGGCAGUAUCAAGUUUAUCCACCAGGAAUGUUUGGUCCAGUGGCUGAAGCACAGCAGGAAGGAGUACUGUGAAUUAUGCAAGCACCGAUUUGCUUUUACACCAAUCUACUCCCCGGACAUGCCCUCACGUCUGCCCAUCCAGGACAUCUGUGCCGGGCUGCUGACCAGCGUGGGCACGGCCAUCCGAUACUGGUUCCAUUACACACUGGUGGCCUUCGCUUGGCUCGGGGUGGUUCCUCUCACUGCAUGUCGAAUCUACAAGUGUCUGUUUACCGGCUCUGUGAGCUCUCUUUUGACACUGCCGCUGGACAUGCUCUCCACAGAGAACCUGCUAGCAGACUGUCUACAGGGCUGCUUCGUGGUCACCUGCACGCUGUGUGCGUUCAUCAGCCUGGUGUGGCUCCGGGAGCAGAUCGUCCACGGUGGAGCUCCGCAGUGGUUAGAGCAGCACCAGAUGCCUCCGCCUCAUGCAGCCGGACAGGCCAAUGAGGCUCCCGCUGCGGGGCAGGGAGCAGCUGAUGAGCCCCCUGCAGCCCAGCCGGCCCCCGCUGAUCCUCCAGCCCAGAACCAGGCCCAGCCCGAGCCCCCUGAUGUUCCUCCAGACCAGGUGGAGGACCCCGAGCUGGAGGAAGAGGAGGGGGCAGCAGCUGAAGAUGCAGACCCCAAUAAUGGAGCACAAGAUGAUAUGAACUGGAAUGCGUUGGAGUGGGACAGAGCGGCGGAGGAGCUCACCUGGGAGAGGAUGCUUGGCCUGGAUGGCUCACUGGUGUUUCUGGAGCAUGUUUUUUGGGUGGUUUCUCUGAACACACUCUUCAUCCUGGUCUUCGCGUUUUGUCCUUACCACAUCGGGCACUUUUCUGUCGUGGGUCUCGGCUUCGAGGAAUAUGUCCAAGCCUCCCACUUUGAGGGAUUAAUCACGACCAUCGUGGGCUACAUCCUGCUCGCCAUGACGCUCAUCCUCUGUCACGGACUCGCUGCUCUGGUCCGGUUUCAGAGAUCUCGACGGCUCCUGGGAGUCUGCUAUAUCGUUGUCAAGGUCUCUCUGCUGGUUGUUGUGGAGAUCGGUGUUUUUCCACUCAUCUGUGGCUGGUGGCUGGACAUCUGCUCUUUACAGGAGAUGUUUGAUGCGUCACUGAAAGACAGGGAACUGAGCUUCAAAUCUGCGCCGGGCACCACCAUGUUCCUGCACUGGCUCGUGGGAAUGGUCUACGUCUUCUACUUCGCUUCUUUCAUCCUCCUCCUGAGAGAGGUGCUGAGGCCGGGAGUGCUGUGGUUUCUGAGAAAUCUGAACGACCCAGACUUCAACCCGGUGCAGGAGAUGAUCCACCUGCCGAUCUACAGACACCUGCGGCGCUUCAUCCUGUCCGUGGUGGUGUUCGGCUCCAUCGUGCUGCUCAUGCUGUGGCUGCCCAUCAGGCUCAUCAAACUGCUGAUGCCCACCUUCCUGCCCUACAACGUCAUGCUCUACAGCGACGCCCCGGUCAGCGAGCUGUCGUUGGAGCUGUUGUUACUUCAGGUGGUUCUCCCCGCUCUCUUGGAGCAGGGUCACACUCGGCAGUGGCUCAAAGGCCUCGUCAGAGCCUGGACCGUCAGCGCUGGAUAUCUACUAGACCUCCACUCCUACCUCCUCGGGGAACAGGAGGACAAUGAGGGCAACCAGCCUGUGAACAACAACAACAACAACCCCCCUCCUGCUCACCACAACAACAACAACAACCCCGCCCCAGCUGUUGGCGAGGGCCUGCACGCAGCCCAUCAGGCCAUCCUGCAGCAGGGGGGGCCUGUUGGGUUCCAGCCGUAUCACAGACCCCUCCGCUUCCCAUUCAGAAUUGUGCUGCUGAUAGCUUUCAUGUGCCUCACUCUGCUGGUGGCCAGUCUGGUGUGUCUCACUCUACCAGUGUUCACCGGGCGCUGGCUCAUGUCCUUCUGGACGGGAAGCUCUAAAAUCCACGAGCUGUACACGGCGGCGUGCGGGCUGUACGUCUGCUGGCUGUCGAUCCGCGGCGUCUCCGUGCUGCUGGCCUGGAUGCCGCAGGGUCGCACCGUCAUCGCACGCAAGGUUCAGGAGUGGACGCUCAUGUUUGGGCAGAUUCUGAAGACCCUGGUGGUCGCGCUGCUGGUGGCCGGAGUCAUCCCGCUGCUCCUGGGUCUGCUGUUCGAGCUCGUCAUCGUCGCUCCUCUCAGAGUCCCGCUCGACCAAACGCCGCUCUUCUACCCGUGGCAGGACUGGGCUCUGGGAGUGCUCCAUGCUAAAAUCAUCGCUGCUAUCACUCUGAUGGGCCCUCAGUGGUGGCUGAAGACUGUUAUUGAGCAGGUUUAUGCCAAUGGGAUUCGUAACAUCGACCUGCAGUUCAUCAUCCGUAAACUGGCGGCUCCGGUCAUCUCCGUGCUGCUGCUGUCGCUGUGCGUGCCGUAUGUGAUCGCUGCGGGGGUGGUUCCUGCUGUGGGAGUGACCCCAGAGAUGGAGAUCCUGAUGCAGAGGAGAAUCUACCCGUUCCUCCUGAUGAUCGUCUCGCUCAUCGGCAUCCUGUCCUUCCAGAUCCGACAGUUCAAACGCCUCUAUGAACACAUCAAGAACGACAAGUACCUGGUUGGUCAGAGGCUUGUCAACUACGAGCGUAAAUCUGGCAGAGCGGCCUCGGCGCCCCCCCCCCAUCCCCGUCGCAGAGUAGAUGUGUCACUCGUUGUCACAUGUUUGCACCCGUCACCCUGCGUACAUCCUGUGUCCUGUACUUCACCCUUCAUUUAGAUUUUCACCUCAGUCCGUGGACCUCAAUCUGUGGAUCUGAUGGAUAUCGUUCUUGAGUUCCCCUCUCGAGGGACGGGAAGAUGUAUUAUAAUCAUGGGACAGCUGAGAAACCCCCCAUGAGGGUGAUGGGUAGCAGUUUGAUUUGAAGCUCAACAUCUGCAUUGUCGUUCAUGCCUUGCUUUGUAAAGUGCUGCCUGAUAAUUGUACAUGUGUAAAUACUUUGAACGCAGACUUUGUCUUAAAAAAAAAAAGAAAGACGGAUAUGGAAUAAUGCAAUGACCAUUGUAUAUCUUAAAAGUGUAUGUAUAAUUUAUUAAAUCAAACUGACAAUUGAUCUGCUCUUGUCGCAUGUGUUUAAAGACGAGGGACUGCAUAAUGUGGAUGUUUUGUAACUGGUUGAUUUGGGUGUGGAAGUUUUGUAUUUAAACCUGAAAGUUAAAAAGCUUGUAUGAAACAAAGACAGAUCUCAAUGACAAGAUACAUUUUUCACCUACGUUUUUCUAGAAAAUAUCACUCAAAGCGACACGUACCAACUAGGGGUGUUACAAUUCGAUGAUUAUGAAUUCAAUAGGCUCGUAUUGAAGUGAAAACAGAUGCAUAUCAUCAUAAACACCUUUACUUUAAGAUUUCCAUGGCACGUCUGUGUCUCCAUAUCCGUCCAAGUGCACCGCCUAACUGAAAGAUCGGGGUUUUUUUGUCUGCUAGUGCCCUGUAAUAAAAUUGUCAAAUCAAA